CGAAAUAUAUCCAUCCCAAAUUCCGGGGAAAGGAUAGCUGCUCUUUUUUCCCUCCUCCUCCUUUUCCUUCCGUCAAGAAGAUGAGAACUGGAUAGUGGAUACUGCAAAACUCCUUUGAAUCAAUCAGCUGCAGCGCGAAUUGCUACUGUCACUCUGCUCCAGUGCGUUCUCUCUCUCUGCAACUCGUCUCCUUCCGCUUCAAUCAAUGGCGGUUCCUCUCUUCAAUCUCGCUCCAAACUUAACAGUUUCAAGGCUCUGUUUAGGAACCAUGACGUUUGGCGAGCAGAACACGAUGCAUCAAUCCCUUCGCCUCCUCGAUGAAGCUUUUCAUGCCGGAAUCAACUUCUUCGAUUCCGCUGAAAUGUAUCCGGUGCCCCAACGGGCCGAUACUCAGGGGAGGAGUGAGGAGUACUUGGGCUUUUGGAUUAAAGAAAGGAAGAUCCCUCGCGAUCGAAUUAUCGUUGCAACCAAGGUUGCUGGGCCUUCUGGGCAGAUGACUUGGAUUCGAGAUGGACCAAAGUGCUUGGAUGCUAAGAAUAUUACUGAAGCCAUUGAUAGUAGCUUAUGCCGAAUGAAACUCGACUACAUUGAUCUCUAUCAAAUUCAUUGGCCUGAUCGGUAUGUUCCAAUGUUUGGAGAAACCGAGUAUGACCCUACUCGUCGAUUCAGUUCAAUAAGGAUAGAGGAACAACUUGAUGCCCUUGGCAGGGCUGUUGCUGCUGGCAAGAUUAGAUACAUUGGACUCAGUAAUGAAACACCAUACGGUGUCAUGAAGUUUCUUGAGGUUGCUAAGAGUAAUAUUCUGUAUCCAGAGAUAAUAUCAGUGCAGAACUCAUACAACUUGCUUUGCCGAAGUUUUGAUUCUGGACUAGCUGAAUGCUGUCACCAUGAGGGAAUAAGCUUACUAGCAUACAGUCCCCUUGCAAUGGGUAUACUUUCUGGGAAGUACUUUGCAUCUGAUGGAGCACCCCCAGAUGCUCGCUUCAAUAUGUUCAAAGGAAGGUAUUCAGAAGGGGAAUCAAGAUACAACCUCCAUAGUCAAGACAUAACAACAGCUGCUAGGGAAUACAUAAACAUUGCAGAUAAAUUUGGGCUACACCCGGUAACUCUUGCAAUCGCAUUUGUUUUAAGACACCCUCUUGUUGCAAGUGCUGUGUUUGGAGCUACCAAGUCGUGGCAGUUGCAGGAGGUACUGAAGGCAUGUUCCGUUCACCUUCCACCAGAAGUAAUUGCUGAAAUCGACGAGGUCCAUUCCAGGUUCCCAAAUCCUUGCCCUUGACAAAUUGACAGGUCGUUCUGUUGUGAGCCGGCGAGUGGUAGCUUUUGUUACGCGCAGUGCGGAGCUAUGUUAAAGCGAGAGCGAGUGGCUUUUCUCCAAAGGUAAGAUAGUCUAACGGUAAAAUUGUCGCGACAAUGAAGGCUUGGGCGUUACAGAUCCCAAGCGAGGCCCGUUGGUGUUCCCGGAGGAUUGCAGGUAGCCCUCAGGUUUAGUAGGACCCGUUGUCACAAGUAAUAAAUAAUAAUAAAUAAAAAAGAAUGGAGGAGAUGAGCGAGAAGCAGGACUGAGUAGAUUGAUUCAUUGUUUUCUAAAAUAAGGAUUACGCUUUUGU
Molecule: messenger RNA, 1610 nt
Organism: Linum trigynum
Lineage: Eukaryota; Viridiplantae; Streptophyta; Magnoliopsida; Malpighiales; Linaceae
Source: the annotation of a GenBank genome assembly